Molecule: messenger RNA, 2201 nt
Organism: Morone saxatilis (striped sea-bass)
Lineage: Eukaryota; Metazoa; Chordata; Actinopteri; Moronidae
Gene: oclna
Product: occludin a
Exons: 9
Coding region: 95-1606 (503 amino acids)
Biological process (GO): bicellular tight junction assembly
Cellular component (GO): apical plasma membrane; bicellular tight junction; cytoplasmic vesicle
Source: RefSeq, a predicted model, not a curated record
GGUGGAGCAGAGACAGAGACAGAGAGAGACAGCAGAGACAGAGCAGAGACAACAGAUUCUUUCCACAGAGCAGCACCCAGUGGAUCCAGCAGUAAUGUCCUCCAGGCCCAACGGGAGUCCGCCUCCCUAUGAGUCAGAUGGAUAUAACGUCCCUCCCCAGCCGGCCUAUUCCUACUACCCGGAUGACGAGUUCCAGCAUUUCUACCGCUGGACGUCGCCACCGGGCAUCCUCAAAAUCAUGUCCAUCAUGGUCAUCGUGAUGUCCGUCGCCAUAUUUGCUUGCGUCGCCUCCACGCUGGCUUGGGACAGUCAGGGUGCCCUGGGUGGAUUUGGGGGCAUCGGGUACGGGGGAGGAGGCUAUGGGGGAGGUUAUGGAGGAGGAAGCUAUGGCGGCGGUGGGUAUGGCAGCUUUGGUGGCGGUGCAUACGGAGCUGGGAACAACUACGGCUACGGUGGAAUUGGAGGGAAUUACAACGACCCCAGAGCAGGCAAAAGCUUCAUCAUUGCCAUGGCAGCCAUGUCCUUCAUCGCGGCCCUGGCCAUCUUCAUCAUCAUCGUGUCUCACCAGAGCCUAUCGGAGAGCAGGAAGUUCUACCUAGCAGUGAUCAUCAUCUCCGCCAUCCUUGCUAUGCUAAUGCUCAUCGCCGCCAUAGUGUACUUGGUAGCAGUGAACCCGAUGGCUCAGUCCUCCGGGUCGGCCUACGGCAGCCAGAUUGCUGGUCUGUGUGCUCAGUACCAACAACCGCAGCCCUCAGGGAUGUUCGUCAACCAGUAUCUGUACCACUACUGCGUCGUGGAGCCACAAGAGGCCAUCGCUGUGGUGUUGGGCUUCCUGGUCGCCAUCGCUCUGAUCAUCAUGCUCGUUUUCGCUCUGAAGACUCGCCAGAAAAUCCAAAACUACGGCAAGAGCAACAUUCUGUGGAAGAGGGUGAAGGUUGUGGACGAGAUGGAGCCACCUGGGGAUGUAGAGGCAUGGGUGAACAACGUGUCCGGUAGCCCUGAGGUGCUCCCGAUAUCAGACUACCCUGAUAAGCUGAGAGGCUCCAGGAGUUACCUGGACGACGAGAGCACAAACUAUGACAAACCCCCCUACAGUUACACCCCACAGCCUGCAGUGGAAGAGGCCACGCCUUUGCAUAAUGGCGUUCCCUACAGCAGUAACUCGGACUUAGCCAGCUCGGCUGGAAGGCCCAAAAAGAGACGCGCAGGCCGGCCGCGCCGCGCUGACGGACAGGACUACGAAACCGACUACAACUCCUCAGGAGACGAGCUGGACGAUGAAGACUUUGACCGUGAAUUCCCUCCAAUAGCCACUGAGCAGAUUCGCAACGACUACAAGCAUGAAUUUGACCGCGACCACCUCGAGUACAAGGAUCUGCAGGCAGAGCUGGACGCCAUCAAUAAGAGUUUGUCGGAGGUGGACCGAGAGCUGGAUGAUCUGCAGGAGGGCAGCCCGCAGUACCUGGAUGCUAUGGAUGAGUACAACAAGAUAAAGAACAUGAAACGGACUCCAGAUUAUCAGAUGAAGAAGCGCAGGUGUAAAUAUCUGAAGUCCAAACUGAACCACAUCAAGAAGAUGGUCAGCGAUUAUGACCGCAGGGCCUGAGAGAGAUUUUACGCCUGUCCGAGACGUGACAGAAGGGACUAAAUCUGCUUCGCUGCCAUUGGGGGGAGGCUUUACUGGCAAACUGUAUACGGAGCUACGUUGAUGUACAUCGCAGUCUGUCCGAGCUGAUGUGAAACAUUGCAAAUGUUUGGAGGCACAAGAAACAAAUAUUCUGUUUUGUAUUAUGCCGCUGUUUGUAUUAUGAGUGGCGUAAAAACUGUUUGAUGUAUUUAUUUUGUUGAAUGUGAUCUGAAGAUCUAGUAGAGGAGUUAAGCCACCAGAUUGUGGCGUGAAUACAAAUUGAUGCUUAAUCCACGUUCGUUUUUUUAAUAGCUCUUGCCACAAUGACUCAGCGUGAGUAGCUCAUAUUUUACUGUCUUUUCAUUCUCAUUUUUAAUAUAAACGUGUAAAUAUGUGGGAUGUUAAUGUUUUUAGCCAUUUGUGGAAGCAAAUUCACAUGUGUGCUAUGGUGUUUCUUUAUCUAUGGUAGAACAAAUGAUUAUGCAUGUUUAAUGCAUAGUGAUGUACUUUUACAAUGAUUUGUGAUACCUUUUUUAUUAUAAUAAAUUCAUUUAUUAAACAUUUUUUGCUGUUA